AUGCUGAGCGCGGCCCUUACGCGCAACAGCAGUAUGCCGUCCUCCCGUCGCUGGGCUGAUAUUACCGACGACGACGACAGCGAGGAGGUCUACGUGUGGGAUUGGGAGGCAUUCAAACGCGAGUAUCUCGCAACACACUGUCGGUUGACUUUAAUGACCCCGGUCUGCGCCUCGGUAUGUCUGCUUGCCACUUGCGACUGGGCACCGCGCGCGGCGCCGCUGGCUCCCGAGGCAGGCGCGAUCGUUAUCGACGAGGACUGGAAGAGGCAGCCGCACGCGUCUGUAACAAAGCCGGUCGUGCCCGCAAGACCGGACGCAAGUCGGCGAAAGAAGGCCAAGGUGCCAACGCCGCAGAAGCACCCGCAGCCCGGCGUGAGCAGCGAGGAGGACGAGGUCCUGAACGCUGCCUUCCAACGGGCAGAGGUGCAAGUGCCA
Messenger RNA from Symbiodinium necroappetens, 435 nucleotides. The record is from the annotation of a GenBank genome assembly. Lineage: Eukaryota; Dinophyceae; Suessiales; Symbiodiniaceae.